Molecule: messenger RNA, 2232 nt
Organism: Aspergillus mulundensis
Lineage: Eukaryota; Fungi; Ascomycota; Eurotiomycetes; Eurotiales; Aspergillaceae
Product: transketolase family protein
Exons: 4
Coding region: 1-2232 (743 amino acids)
Biological process (GO): pentose-phosphate shunt
Cellular component (GO): cytosol
Molecular function (GO): transketolase activity
Source: RefSeq, a predicted model, not a curated record
AUGGCUCCCGCAUUAGAACUCCUCCCCAAGGCCGAAGACAUCCAGGCCCUGCCUUCCAAGGCAGUCAAUGCCAUCAGCAAUGCCAUCAACGGCAAUGGCGCUGUCCAGUUCGAGAGCGCCGAGAAGCACCAGCGCGUGCUGAAUGUCUUCAGAGCUUUCAUUGCCGAUCUCGUUCAGCAGUACGGUGAUGGACACCCUGGAGCCCCCAUGGGCAUGGCUGCCAUCGGUAUUGCGCUGUGGAAGUACGUCAUGAAGUACUCGCCCACGAAUUGCAAUUACUUCAACCGCGACCGAUUCGUUCUUUCCAACGGCCAUGCCUGCUUAUGGCAGUACCUCUUCAUGCACCUCGUCGGGGUCAAGAGCAUGACCCUCGACCAGCUCAAGUCCUACCACUCCACAGACCCCGGCUCGCUCUGCCCCGGCCACCCCGAAAUCGAGAACGAAGGUGUUGAAGUCACAACCGGCCCGCUGGGUCAGGGUCUCGCCAACGCAGUCGGCCUGGCCAUGGCGACGAAGAACCUCGCCGCGACAUACAACAAGCCCGGGCACGAGGUUGUAAAUAACAUGACCUGGUGUAUGGUCGGUGACGCUUGUCUCCAGGAGGGUGUUGGUCUUGAAGCUCUGUCCCUGGCUGGACACUGGAGGCUCAACAACCUCUGUGUCAUCUUCGACAACAACAACGUUACAUGCGACGGCACCGCAGAUGUUGCCAACACCGAGGACAUUAACACCAAGAUGCGCGCGACCGGCUUUGAGGUCGUGGAUGUCUACGACGGAGACUCGGACGUUGUUGCCAUUGUCAACGCCUUGAACUCCGCCCGCCACGCCACCAAGCCCACUUUCAUCAACAUCCGCACAACCAUCGGUGUCGGCUCCAAGCAAGCCGGCACAGCCGACGCUCACGGCGCCGCCCUCGGUGUCGACGAAGUCGCUAAAAUCAAGCGCGCCUUCGGUCUGAACCCCGAGGAACACUUCCACAUCCCUCAAGAUGUCUACGACUUUUUCGCCGAUGUGCCCUCGCGCGGAAAGACCCACGAGGCGGAAUGGCACGCGGCCGUCGCCAAGUACCGUGAAGCCGAGCCCGUCCUCGCCGAUGAAUUUGACCUCCGCGUCGCCGGAAAGAUGCCUGCCGACUGGACCAAGUGCAUUCCCGCCAAGGAGGACCUUCCUACCAACCCCACGGCCUCCCGCAAGUCUGCCUUCGUCGUGACCGACAAGCUCGGCCAGAACGUCAAGAACUUCCUCGUCGGAACGGCCGAUCUCACCCCCUCCGUCAACGUCGCUUACAAAAACAAGGUGGACUUCCAGUCCCCCGACCUCAAGACCGUCUGCGGACAAACCGGUAACUACGCCGGUCGCUACAUCCACUACGGCAUCCGCGAGCACGCCAUGUGCUCGAUCUCCAACGGUCUCGCCGCAUUCAACAAGGGCACCUUCGUCCCCAUCACAAGUACAUACCUCGUCUUCCACCUCUACGCCGCCGCCGCAGUCCGAAUGGCCGCCCUCCAGGGUCUGCACCAGAUCCACAUCGCCACCCACGACAGCAUCGGUGUCGGCGAGAACGGACCUACCCACCAGCCCAUCGCCGUCCCCGCCCUCUACCGCGCCAUGCCAAACAUGCUCUUCCUCCGCCCCUGUGACGCCGAGGAGACUGUUGGCGCAUACAUCGCGGCCAUAGAGCACGACACCACCCCCUCCGUCCUCGCUCUCUCCCGCCAAAACCUCACCCAAUUCCCUGAGCACUCUUCCCGCGAAGGCGUCAAAAAGGGCGCCUACGUCUUCGUCGAGGAAGAGGACUUCGACGUGACCCUCAUGAGCGUCGGCUCCGAAAUGGCCUACACCAUGGCGGCCCGCGAACUCCUCGCUAGCGAGGGCAUCAAAGCGCGCGUCCUCUCCUUCCCCUGCGCCCGCCUCUUCGAGCAGCAAUCCCGCGAGUACAAGCAAUCCGUGCUCAAGUCCCGCGCCGGCAAGCCCGCUGUCGCCAUCGAGGCGUACCCGUCUCUCGGCUGGGAACGGUACGCUGAUGCCUCCAUUUCCCAGAACCAAUGGGGGAAGAGUCUGCCGUGCAAGGAGGUGUACGAGCACUUUGGUUUCUCGGGGCCGAGUAUCGCGGAGAAGGUUAGGGGGUUUGUUGAGGAAGUUAAGCGCGAGGGCAUUGAGAGUCUCCGGGGUGACUUUCGGGAGUUGAAUGGGGGGCCGAGUUUGGGUGUUGAGCACCCGAAUGUGCAUUAG